AUGGCCUUACAGCAAACUACCGAGUCUGUUAGCGACCUGAAUGCCAAGUUCUUGGAGAUGCUAUCUUUUUGUCCCUCGUUUGCUGGGAACGAGGCCUGGUUGGUCAGCCGAUACACUACCAUUCUACGUACCAAGAUUCAGGAAUUCGUUAGCAUGCAGGAGUUCCCGACUUUAUCCGUGAUCAUGGAUACAGUGAGGAGGAGGGAAAUCGAGUUGCAGACCCAGUCCAAGAGGAAGGCCAAUGACACCUCCUCUAAGACAUCCGGAGAUGCCCAGAAAAAGCAAAAGCAGGGUGGUAAGUCAAGGUAUGAGUACAGGCUGUCUUCAGGUCAGGGCGAGAAAAAUCCGUUGAUAUGCUACAACUGCAAAAAGCCAGGGCAUCAUUGGAAGAAUUGUAGGGCUCCCCCUGCGAGUGCAGUUCCUCAGAUUACUUUUGCUGCUCCCGUCUGCUAUCACUACAACAAGACGGGACACAAGAAGCCCGAAUGCCCGAAGUUGAAGGCUGGUAAAGGAGGCGGGGGUACAAAUCCUGCAUUUGCAUCGUCUUCUAAGGGACCCACUAUAGUGACACGAGGUCGUGCUCACCAGAUGACUGCGGAUGAGCCGGUGAUUACCGCGACAGUGGCAGGCACUUAUUUGCUAGAUUCUGAUCCUGCUGUUGUUAUGUUUGAUAGCGGUGCUACCCAUUCUUUUGUAUCUCGCACGUUUAUUAAUCGUUUGGGGUGUAGUAUCGGAAUAUUGGCUCGCCCAAUGGUUGUCGAAGUUGCCGACUACCGCACUAUUUAUGUCACCAAUGUUUAUCGGGGUUGCACUCUCGAGUUUUCUGGAGUUGAAUUCCCUAUUGAUCUUAUCCCUAUUGCGAUGCGAGAGCUCUACGUUAUCAUAGGCAUGGAUUGGCUUGAUGCGUUUGAUGCGGAAAUCUAUCGUAAGAAGCAAGUUCAUGUUCGAAACCCUAGAGGUGGAGAACUUAUUAUUCAGGGGGACAUUCCCCGCCUGGCUAUGGCUUCUUGCUCUUCUACUAUAGCACUAGAUGACGUUCCUAUUGUUUCCGACUUCAGCGAUGUCUUUCCAAAGGAACUCCCUGGCUUGCCAUCUAUUCGGCAAGUGGAGUUUCACAUUGAUUUGGUGUCAGGUGUGACUCUGGUAGCGAAAUCUCUGUACUGCUUGGCACCACCUGAAAUGAAAGAGCUCCAAGAUCAACUUCAAGAACUAAGGAGCUAA
Messenger RNA from Lactuca sativa (garden lettuce), 1221 nucleotides. NCBI's taxonomy places the organism in Eukaryota, Viridiplantae, Streptophyta, Magnoliopsida, Asterales, Asteraceae. The record is from RefSeq and is a predicted model, not a curated record.